GCUUCUACCAUGUCAGGCAAUCUGUUCACCGGGUCAAUGAUGGCUGCUUCCUUGGUGCGAUGGCUGAAGAAAUUGUAUAUUUUUUUCUUAAUAUGCCCUUUAUGUGUCCCAGCUUUUUUAAAUAUAGAGGAGCUGAAUGAAAUGAAGUAUGGCAUUCAGAUUCUUCCGGAUCCCGUUAUCUUGGGCCAGACUAAGACUGAGGAGGUCAUGAUGGUGUCCAGUAAGUAUAAGCAGCUCUAUGAGUGCCGCCUCCCAGUCCAGGCUGUGCGGUUUCAUCAAGAUCCAGCUUCUGAGCCGGACUCCCAGGGAUACACCGGGCCAGAUAUCCCGGAUCUGCUCAAGCCCAUGCACCAGGCUCCAUGUCUACUGAAGACAAAAGACUGGUGGACGUAUGAGUUUUGUUAUAGUAAACACAUUCGACAAUACCAUCUUGACGACUCAGAAAUUAAAGGGGAUGUUCUCAUUUUGGGCUAUUAUGACUCUGAGUUUGACUGGAACAACGAAACGGCAAAGGCCUCCAAACAGCACAAACUGAGGCGACACCACAGUCAGACCUAUGUCAACGGCUCCAAAUGUGACCUGAAUGGAAACCCAAGAGAGGCUGAAGUUCGGUUUGUAUGUGAGGAGGGCUCAGAUGACUACAUCGCUCGCGUAGAUGAGCCUCAGUCUUGUCGCUAUGUGUUGACCAUUCACACCAGUCGGACCUGUCAGCAUCCGUACCUGCGGCCGCCAUCCACAGCCAAACCACAAGGCAUCGUGUGCCAGCCGGCACUGAGUGCUCAACAGUACAUGGACUACGUCAAGGCUCAAGUCUCGGACACAAAGCGCAAAGUAGAGCAGAUCUCUGAGGAGCUGAAAAGUCUGGAUGAGAUGUUAGCCGGCAAUGGCGGCGCAGCGGAAACGCUGGACGUGAAAGAGGAGGUUUCACCUGAACUCACCCAUGACCCCAACCAGUCUGAAGAAAAAGGUUCUGCUGAUGGAUCUGAGGCCUCGGAGUUUGACGAAACAGAGUUUUGGGAAGGAGUUAAAAAAACAGAAACCGCCCGGCAACAGGAAUCAGAGGCAGAAGAUGGCGAUUAUGUCUCACCAGCGGACAAUGAAGUCAUUGAUGAAGACGGUGAAGUAGAAAAAUUCAACUUCAAAAUCAUCACAGACCCAGCUGAUCUGAUGAAGUUUGUCCAGCAUCUCAAGGAAAGCAAUAGGAAGAAAGCAGAAAACCAGGCUAAAAGUCUGGCAGAGAAACCGUCGACAAACGGUGCAACAGAGCAGCUCAGAGAAGAGGAGAAGGAUGAAGAUGAGCAGCUGCUGCAGGAGUUUGAGGAUGAGGUGGCUGACCUGUCUGUGCCAUCAGAGAAGAUCGACGAGAUCAAAGAAGAAAUGCAGAAAGAGUUUGACAACAUCAUAAACGAGGCACAGCAGGAGUUGGAGACGGAGGGUCUGAAAGGGGAGUUUGAUCGCACCCAGGCUACUCAGACACUGGAGACCACGCUGGAUAAACUGCUGGAUCACCUGGAGGAGAAAGACGCUCCGGAGCAGCAAGCCGUCCAAAGAGCCGGCGAAGCCACCGGAGGCGGCCCCCCCCACUCUCCCAAGCAGCCAGACCAAGCAGCUGACGACCACGUUAAGAUCAAAAUUACUAAAUAUAAGACAGGCAGCAGCCUUGAUGGGGAGUUCAAAGUUCAGGAGAUGGGCGAAGGAGACCCGCAGUGGCAGCACAUAAAGGACGUGGUUAAAGAACAGCUAGAGAAGGCAGGACUGAAAGCAGAAGGUAAAAUUGAGGUGAAGAUCCUGACGCGGAAGAAUGUAGAGGAGGCAGAUGAUCAGUGGUUGACAGAGGAAGAUACAAAGUCCUUCAGGGAGCUGCUCAUUAACCUUCUGACUGGAGGCACUGAGGAAGUUUACAAGGAACAAAAGAGGCAGCAGGAGUUGGAGAACAACUAUCGGUUUGUGUGGGGAGAGAAUCGGGAGGAAUCUCAGUCCUCCAGCACAUCAUCGGACUCUGACGAUAUGGACGUAUGAGCUCACGCCGUCACCGCCGCUCUUCUGCCGGUCCAGUCAUCAGGAGCCCGACGGGGAGAACGUGAAGGUGUCAUCACAAAUGGGGAGAAUCCUCCUGGUUGCUGCUGAAUCGAGCCAAUGAUGACACUUUGCACAUUCAGGAAGAGCGUGUGUGUCUUAAGACUGCAAUAACCUGAUGCCUUCAACAGGCGUCGUUCAUGUGUUGCACAGUGUCUGCUGUUCUAGUGCAGUUAAAUAAAGCUGUUAUUUUCCCUUUCAUGGGAUUCUGUUUUCAUAAAUGAGGAAAAUAGCAGGCUGAUGCAUCGUUAGACAUUUUCUUGCUUCCCGUUCAGAGGUCGCCAACAUGUUUGCCACAGCUGUCUGCAGUUUUGCCAUCGAUGAUCUUUACUGUACAAGUGAGGGACUCAGAAGAGGAGUUGGACUCAAUAGAGCAUGUGAGGUUGCACAGGAAGCUCCACUUAAAUCUAUUUUGCUAUUUAUAUGAUUUUUUUUUUUUCCUUUUACCUAAAACAGCAGUGGAGCAGAACAUUAUAAACUAGUUGAUUGACAUUCCAGCUCUUGACGAUUUUGGUUAAAAGUUUAAAUUCACUUCAGACAUGCUUUUAUUUGUGCACAAGAUGAAAAGAUUCAGGGAAAAUGAAAGUCUUUUUUUGUUCCAAUAAAAAAACGCUGGAAGGCCUAUUUAAGUCUGUUUUGAACAUGAACAUUUAAUUGAUUUAGCACAGAAAAACAAACCUGCAAUGCUCAUAAAACCCUUCAAACAUGAACGUAAAGGGCUGAUUUUGUACACGGCCACCUGGACUUCUGUAUUUACAUGAGUUUUAGCUCAGUAUGUUCCUGAAUCUUGUUUGUUUUUUAUGUUUGCACUGCUUACAUGAUAAUGAAGCUGUUUGAGUAAACGUGCUUACAAUUUC
Molecule: messenger RNA, 2933 nt
Organism: Oryzias latipes (Japanese medaka)
Lineage: Eukaryota; Metazoa; Chordata; Actinopteri; Beloniformes; Adrianichthyidae
Gene: os9
Product: OS9 endoplasmic reticulum lectin
Biological process (GO): endoplasmic reticulum unfolded protein response; retrograde protein transport, ER to cytosol; ERAD pathway
Cellular component (GO): endoplasmic reticulum lumen
Source: RefSeq, a predicted model, not a curated record